Messenger RNA from Cephus cinctus (wheat stem sawfly), 4770 nucleotides. RefSeq names its product protein phosphatase 1 regulatory subunit 16A (gene MYPT-75D). Gene Ontology annotation, cellular component: cytoplasm. NCBI's taxonomy places the organism in Eukaryota, Metazoa, Arthropoda, Insecta, Hymenoptera, Cephidae. The transcript has 9 exons. Bases 814 to 2400 code for a protein of 528 amino acids. Gene Ontology annotation, molecular function: phosphatase regulator activity; enzyme inhibitor activity; protein binding. The record is from RefSeq and is a predicted model, not a curated record.
UCAUCUCUUUCUGCCUACUUAAACGUAUCAAACACUCGAGGGAAGCAAUUGUAUCAACACGAAACUAAAACAUCUUUGAUAAAUAGCAUACGCAUGUUAUCCAAGAACUGUCGUUAUCUAAAAUUGAGUUAAGCACUUGAUAUUCUACAGGAAACAUUAUAACACAGUCCAAGUCCGAACUCCAAGCAAUUAGUCUGUGAGCUCUGAGAACUGCGAGACAUUUGAAAAUAUCUUUUAACACCCUGGCGAUCAACGAGUACGUUGUCGUUUGACUGAAAAAGCCUUCCUCACGUUCAACUUGAAGUAUCUAACAGCCAAGGAAGGCGAAAGUUGGAAUUAAUUCAAGAGAUUAUACAGUGCGUGUAUAAAAAGAAUACAGAGUGAAGGGUUCUUAGUGUUGUAAGACAUUGGUUGCUGCAGGUAGUUUAAAAAUGGCGGCGAACAGGUAAACGUUUACGUGUGCACUGGCGUUUCGGAGCGAUCCGAUGUGAUAGCAGUGAACCUAUUUUUCUUAUUGUCACAUCGUAUCCACCACGUGAAGACACUUGGGUGUUGCACUGCGACAAAGAAGAUGGAUCAUGAUGGCGAUUUUAAAUGUUCACCCAAGGGUUAAAUGAAUGGUCGCAAUCGGCCGACGCAAAAUUCCGGUAUCUCGCGCUUACUAGUGAGGAAAAGAGGAAGAAAAAACAGACAAGGAUCAGCGAGAGUGAACAACCGCAUUCCACGUUUCACUAGGUGCUACAUCCUGGGAGUACCUUGCCGUCUUGUGAAUUACCAGGUAAAUAUAGCUGCAAGCAUUACAAACACAUAACCAUGGAGCACUCGGACCUAGUGGCGGAAAUGGUCCACGUGGAGAGGCUAACGACACAGGAGAGGUUACAUCUCGCCAGGCAUCGUCGUCUUCAGCAGCUGAAGGUUUGGCGACAAAGAGAGAAAGAAUGGUUGCGCCAUCAGACGCGACACUCUAGCAACAAGCGUCAUAUAUUUUUCAACGACAGUGUCAUGCUCCUGGAAGCAGCAGCUAGGAACGACAUUGACGAAGUGAGAAGACUUCUGAAGAAGGGCGUCAAUCCUGACUCUACGAACGAGGAUGGACUGACGGCUCUACAUCAGUGCUGUAUCGACAAUAACGAGGAAAUGAUGAAGCUUCUCGUGGAAUUUGGUGCUAACGUUAACGCCGAGGACAGUGAAAAAUGGACUCCCCUACACGCAGCUGCGACCUGCGGUCACUUGCACCUGGUCCGGUACUUAAUCGCCAGAGGCGCAAACCUCCUGGCUGUAAACGCCGACGGCAAUAUGCCUUAUGACAUUUGUGAGGACGAGAAGACAUUAGAUUGCAUAGAAGGAGAAAUGGCGAGGCGAGGCGUUACGCAAGAAUUAAUAGACGAGACGAGAGCCUCCACGGAGGUGCAGAUGUUGCGGGACCUUCAAAAAAUCGCUUCUCAGGGCGGGGAUCUAGAGUACAAAGAUCAUCAGGGUGCCACACCUUUACACAUAGCCGCAGCUAAUGGCUACUUGAGGGUGGUCGAGUUUCUUCUAGAUCAACACGUGUCUACAGAUGUGGAAGACAACGACAGAUGGCAACCUGUGCAUGCGGCAGCUUGCUGGGGACACUUAGAAGUUCUUGAACUAUUAGUGCAAAAUGGUGCAGAUCUAAACGCCAAAAACAAACACGACGAGACCCCUGCUGACAUCUGUGAGGACCCGGAGAUCCGAGAACGAAUAAUGGAAUUGAAAACGGAACAGGAGAGUAAACGACUGCGCGAUGCUCAAGGAAGACGAGUGCGCAGGUCACACAGUAUAAACACGAGGACGCAAAGUGUACGCAGGACCUCCAUCAGGGACAAAGUUCUCACGACGAAGAAAGAUGCGCAGGAGGAAGCAAGAUUGAGGAUGCAGGCUCAGCAGACGUACGUCAAUCAAAUUUCUGCACCAACGCAGAACAUUUCAGUAUCAGAAAACAGCACAAACGUCCACGAAGGACCCACCGAAGAAACAGACUCGGCCGCGUUAACACCAGCCGUUCGCAGAGGUCCCGAAGGCAAGGAUAACGACUCCUUUCUUCACGAAGACGUCGACAAGGACUCAGUCGCAGGGCCUGACCCGCCUGUCGGCAACCAGCAGCCCAUUUACACAGCAGACACCGAUGCUAACGGCAAGAUCAACAUACACGUGUCUGUAGUUUUCGUCAAGUCGUUGUCGGACCUGAAGAAGCAGAGGGCGCAGAAUCGUCACACGCCAACCAAUUCCGUCGACGCCAACGGGAACGGGGUACCCGUGCCAAUGACAGCGAUGAACAACGCGGAGAUGACACCUGGCGACUUUCAACGUUACACCGGAAACACGAGCGACAUCGUCAGUGACAACCAUACCGAGAAGAGCUGCUGUCUACUCAUGUAAAACCGGAAGAAGUCAUCGUCCACCCAGAUUGUACCUGGACCGACGUGGAUCGGCUGAUCUUCAUCAGUGGAUCCAGCCUAGAUCAUCACUCGUAUCCAUUGGCUGUUGAUUAACCUGCAAUCGAGCAAAUCCAAGCGUAUAUAGUUACUUUACGAAAGUAUCAAAAUAAUGUAUUUAGACAGUAUUAGAUAUUUAAAGCGCUCCGAUUACUCGUUUUAAUGACGGUCGCUUGGGAUAUGACGUUGUUAACGUGAUGGUCUGUGAGUAAUGAUUCGAUGAUUGGUGAGAACGAGAGACUGGGUGGUAUCUUUGUUUUUUUUUUUUUUUUCGAGGCAAUAUCCUCCUGUCGUUCUUCUCUCUGACAUUCAAAUUUUCCUGGCGGCGUCUUCUCUCUUGCCAUAAGAAUUUUACAUCUGUCAGACCACGCGUUGUCAGUUGAACGUUAGGAAUUCGCCGCUAGAUGGCAAUAGCGUCGGAGUUGAUUCUAUGCAAGUCAUGUAUACACUGCGUUACGUACUUAUUAAACGUACGUUAGAAGGCGGGUAAAAGUAUUACUAAUGUUUUCAAAUUGGUUGUGAGGAAGAUAUGUACUUAAGGAUUGAAGCUCGGAAUCUUCUAUUUAUCAUAUACUUACUUUUUUUGUUGUAAUCUUCUUCCUCUCUAUCGACUGUACGUUCGAUCAAGUUGCUCUUGUUUUUCUUGCGUGAUAAUUGGAAACAUCAUUGACACGCGUUUAUAUUAUACUGCUGAAAUAUUCUUCGUUUGUAUUCUUAUGGGCGAUUCGUACAAUUUGUACAUUUAUGAUUAUACAAAGUUAUUCAGUAGAAACGAAUCACCUGAAGUUAGCGCGUUUAUUUGAGUCUUAUGGUAAAACCAUGUUCAGAUGGUGCGUUUCGGCUGAAUAAUCUGGUAUAUGUCUUUAAUUGUGUAAUAUAUACAGAUGAUAUACGUACGUUAUACGUUAUGUAUGUCGUACGUGCAUCUUGCGGCUCGGUGCAGCUUAUUAUUCAUGCGUACUUAAUCUAUAACUUUAUUUAUUGCUAUUAACGUUAGUAGAAGUACGUACCGUCCUUGAUAAGUAAAUCUUUUAUUCUGUAUAAGCUGUACGGGCCUUCCCGUUGUUUCCGUUAGUCUUCUGUUAAUAUUUCCUUUUUAUUUUAUAAAAUGAUGUUUAACGAAAGACUAUGGCGAGGACAAAACGAUUAUCUUCCAAUAUUACCUAGGAGUAAGCACACGAGUUUCGUAUACUUUUUCUAUAAGGAUGUUGUAGUGUGAGAAUGAGAGAGAGAGAGAGAGAGAGAGAGAGAGAGAGAGAGAGAGAGAGAGAAUGUUAUUUCUCAUAACAUACUACACAAACGAGAUCAGGUACACCACAAAAUCCAGUGCAAGAUUAUAAACAGUAUUGUUUUUGUACUUAACCAUCAGAUGCGUAUUGUACAGAAAAAUUUUUAUUUUUUUUUUAAAUUUUACAAAUACUUUUUACUCAAAAUUUCUCUUUCGAUACCCACGCUGACAAACGCAUAACAAUACAGUCAAUACUAGGUGGCUAAACUCGUGGACCAAAACAAUCUAUUUUGGCAGAUGAAUCUGUACUCAGUCUUAUCUGAUAUCCUGUAAUCAGUAUCUGAAUGCAUUCGAUUAACUUGAUGAAUGAGAAUUGAGAUCGGAGUGUAAAUUGCUUGGGAAUAUACUGCAAGGACAAGUGCUAUUGACUGUCAUGAGAGAAUUGAAGGGGAGAAAUAUUUGUCGUACUUCUUGAAACGAGACUGUUUGUUCGUUUUGUUGUUUGCUUUCGAUUGAAAGAUUUGUUCAAUUACUUUUACACGUCCGAAUGAAAUGACUCGAAUUACAUUUUCAUGGCUGUCGUGGGAGUCGUUAGAUUCGAUUGACUUGUGCAAUUUGACAGUCAAUUUUUUUUAGUCAGUCUGCUCUUUUAUAUUUAUCGUAGAAAUUAUUACACCUAUAUGUAUAUAGAUAUUCGAUAUUUUAUUUUCAAUACGAAAUAAGCCAAUCCAUGGCUGACACGUCCCAGAGACGUCCGAGAAAUGUCCUACGCGUGUCUUUUGGCAGUUUGCGCUGUACGUAUUGUCACUCACGAAUAAUUGCUCAUUAUCGUAACUCGGUUUAAUGAUCAAAAUCAUACGAUGACUGCGCGAGAGCGUUCUUUUUUUUGUUGUCACGUGCAAGUUAUUUAACUCGUUUACGAUAACGCGAAUUUUAUCAGCCACCUCAUUGUAAAUCGGCCAAUUUAUAUUGACGAGGAAAAGCGACUCUGUAAAAAAAUUUUUUAUUAACAGAGACGUAGGCGAUAUCGUUUUAGUCGAGGAAUUUAGCGUUCGCAUUGGUUUUUUUUUUUUUUUUUUUUUUUUU